AUGAACUGGCGAACUCGAGCAUGCCCUUGCGACAAGUGCUCUGGAGCCGGAGUGGCGCUGGGCAACGCAAGAAGGGAAACUUUAGCCGCGCGAAAAGACAAUUCAACCCAACGACCGUCGAAUGAUACAGAUUGGCGCACGAGGCGGAGGAACGCCGGCCGGGAAGACGAUGUUUCCAUGACAGACGAGGCUUCGACAGAAGCUGUUCUAUUGCAGCUCACACGCCGAACACUUGCCUCGGAUGAAAUCUACCCUAAAGCUGUAGAUUCGCCCAGCCAUUCUUAA
Protopolystoma xenopodis is the source of this 285-nucleotide messenger RNA. The record is from the annotation of a GenBank genome assembly. Lineage: Eukaryota; Metazoa; Platyhelminthes; Monogenea; Polystomatidea; Polystomatidae.